Xiphophorus maculatus (southern platyfish) is the source of this 1913-nucleotide messenger RNA. RefSeq names its product microtubule-associated protein RP/EB family member 3-like. NCBI's taxonomy places the organism in Eukaryota, Metazoa, Chordata, Actinopteri, Cyprinodontiformes, Poeciliidae. Gene Ontology annotation, molecular function: microtubule plus-end binding. Gene Ontology annotation, cellular component: cytoplasmic microtubule; spindle midzone; microtubule organizing center. Gene Ontology annotation, biological process: regulation of microtubule polymerization or depolymerization; spindle assembly; protein localization to microtubule plus-end. The record is from RefSeq and is a predicted model, not a curated record. The transcript is spliced from 8 exons. The coding region runs from base 184 to 966 and encodes 260 amino acids.
GGCGCAUGCGCAGUGCCAGCAGCUUAGGUGGGAGCAGUCGGAUAGCAACGGAAAGCCCAGCAACAGAAACAACGGCACGGCGGUGAAAGGGGACAGCGCUCACCUCAAUCUUUCUCUUAGGUGGUCAAACCCCGGCUGGUUAUCAAUCAUUAAACACCAACGUAAAGUAAGCACAGCAGGAGGAUGGCGGUGAAUGUCUACUCCACUUCCAUGACUGCGGACAACCUGAGCCGCCAUGACAUGCUGGCCUGGGUCAACGACUCCCUGCAGCUCACCUACACAAAGAUCGAGCAGCUCUGCUCAGGCGCUGCUUACUGCCAGUUCAUGGACAUGCUGUUUCCGGGCUGCAUAUUGUUGAAAAAGGUCAAGUUCAAUGCCAAGCUGGAGCACGAGUACAUUCACAACUUUAAGGUUUUACAGGCUGCGUUCAAGAGGAUGAAUGUGGACAAGAUCAUUCCUGUGGAGAGGCUGGUGAAGGGAAAGUUUCAGGACAACUUUGAGUUCCUCCAGUGGUUCAAGAGGUUUUUCGACGCCAACUACGACGGGAAAGAGUACGACCCGCUACUGAUGAGGCAGGGCCAGGAGGGAACGCCGCCGCCGCCUAACCCAGUCCCCAUGAGAACGUCUCCCACAGCACCGAAGACCGUCCCCGUCCCCCAGAGACAGAUCAACCCACCAGCAGCCCGCAGAAACAACCCAGUGACCCGCAACGGGGGAGACGCAGAACUCAUAGAGCUAAACCAGCAGAUACUGGACAUGAAGCUGACCAUCGACGGGCUGGAGAAGGAGAGAGACUUCUACUUCGGCAAACUGAGAGACAUUGAGCUCAUCUGUCAGGAAAACGAAAGUGACUCCAACAACCCGGUUCUCGGCAAAAUCAUCGACAUACUGUACGCUACAGAGGAAGGAUUCGCGCCUCCAGAAGACGAAGAAAUUGAUGAAGGACGAGAUCAGCAGGAGUUCUGAAAUCCUCCUCCUUUUUUUCCGCCUCCAUCUGCCACCUGUCAUACUUUAAUCAGACCAUCAAGUCUUUUUUUGCCUGGUUUUAUCCCCAUAAGUUCAUUCUUAAACUCUCUGACUUCCUCCAUCUCAUUCACGGCUUCACAUGUCCAUGACGACUUUGUUGGACCGGCUAGCUUCCCCCAGACUUUGACUUGCAAAGGACGCUCACCCAGAUGCGUCUGGACCGGCCCGGCCCGACUUGGCUCGACUGACUAACUCUAACCUGCUUCCAGAGGAGGGCAGACGCCCGGCACGGUGAGUCACGUUCAGAGUCACAACGGGAUUUUAAAGCGCUUUCCUGGAGACAAGCCGCUUCCUUUGCACCAAGAGUUCAUACACAAAACACUACCAAGUUUUACAAGCAAUGUGAUUGUUUUCUUUACGAGCUGAGAUUAUCGAAAUAAGGCCUGCAAAAUGGAAAUAUUUUGAUUACAUGAUGACAAGUGAACGAUUAGACAUAUCAGACUGAACAGCACACAUGUACAUGCUUCAAGCGACUCAUCGCCCUGAGGGAAAACAUCGGGUUCAUCAUGAAACUGCUCUGACAGCUCGUUAGGUGACCACCGCAUGGUGUAUUUAUGUUUCUAUUUAUUUAUCUUUGUUAAUCUGCUCUGUACAGUUUCUGAAAAAAACAAACAAACAAACAGUGGUUUGGAUUUGGGGAGAUUGAAAGUCUUGCACUAAAUGUAGCGAAACAAGCCGAGCGAAAUGAUCCAAAAUGCCAACAUGCAGUGACUGGCUGCUGCCAGGAAGACACAGGAAGAUGCAAUUUUAUAUUUUGUAGAUUUGUUCUAAAGAAGUAUGUUUUGUUUUCUUUUUUAUUUGCAUUGAAUUCCUCAGUGGCCAAGUCAAAGGCGUCUUUUUAUUUAUCAAACAAAUAUCAGGCUAUAAAAUCUAUGAAUGAACAAACA